AUGAGCAAGUUUUCAAGUUAUUCGCUGAAAGAGAUCCAAGAAGAGUACGAAAAGUAUCUCGAAGAACUUGCGAAUAAAACCGAAUCGACAGAAUCUAAAUCGAUGACUCUGAUAACAACAACGACUAACGGUAUCGGAGGAACCGUCGAUUUUGGAAGCGGAGAUCAAUCACUUCCAUUAUCAACAAGCCCACCAGCAACAAGCGCAGUUGCGGUGAGAUCCAUCUCGGCGAACAAACAGACUCGAUUGAUGGACUACAGCCAUCAUUCUUUCCAAAGAAGCUUUGCGCAUCCGAGAAACCAUCCGAUCAUCAUUGAGCAUUUCCCGUCGAAUACUGAACAACCUCCAGUCACAAUAUAA
This is a messenger RNA of Oikopleura dioica, 360 nucleotides long. The record is from the annotation of a GenBank genome assembly. NCBI's taxonomy places the organism in Eukaryota, Metazoa, Chordata, Appendicularia, Copelata, Oikopleuridae.